Molecule: messenger RNA, 1886 nt
Organism: Silurus meridionalis
Lineage: Eukaryota; Metazoa; Chordata; Actinopteri; Siluriformes; Siluridae
Product: KRAB-A domain-containing protein 2-like
Exons: 7
Coding region: 266-841 (191 amino acids)
Biological process (GO): DNA integration
Molecular function (GO): nucleic acid binding
Source: RefSeq, a predicted model, not a curated record
GAUCCUACAAUGUAUAGUGCUAUUGUAACCUACAAAACAGGCGGUGGGUAUCCUCUGGGAUUAUCCAAGGACCAGAAGUCAAAUUUUCGGAAAAAAACUGCUAUUUUUGACAUUGAAGAUAGUCAGCUCUACUACAGAAGAUACAAAGGAACUGCCCGUGAACUGAGAUUAAAGGUUGGCUGUGGUGCAGAGGAUGCAAAUUAAUGCUUUAUAGAGUUUCACGCUAGCAGCAUUGGUGCACAUUGUGGACAAAAUAAACCCAAAGAUGCCAUAUCCAAAAGGUUUUACUGGCCAGGGAUGUCCGAGGAUCUUGACAAAUGGGUGGCUGAAUGUGUGGCAUGUCAGGCCACUAAAGCAUCAAUUAAAGAAGAGGUCAAAAUUACACCUAUACAGUCACACAACCCUUCGAACUUUUGGGAUGGAUCUGAUCGGGAAACUCGCUUGCACAGACAGUGGCAAUCAAUAUAUAUGCGUAAUAAUUGAUUACUUGACCAAAUGGCCACAGGCUUAUCCACUCAGGAGUAAGUCUGCAGAGGAGGUCACAAACUGUAUUAUCAAGUUUUUCAAUCAGUUUGAGGCACCAAAACGCAUACUCACAGACCAAGGGAGGGAGUUUGUUAAUCAGAUCAACCAAAAUGUGUCCAAAAUUCUUGCCAUCAAAAGGAGUUUGUGCUCACCCUAUCAUCCCCACACCAACGGUCUAGUGGAAAGGAUGAAUGGAACCAUACAGAGAACUAUAAUGGUGUUUGUAAGGACUGUUAGAAACCAAGUAAAGAAUACACAGGACCAAAAAACAGAUGACAACAAAGUUAUCUCCUUUUUAUAUGAUGUUUGGUCGUGAGGCACGAUACCCUUCUCAGGUCCCAGAAGAUUAUCAGGUGGGUUGUCUUCUAUGUUUUGUUUAAUUUUUAAUUGUAUGUAUCGCAUUCAGUAUGAACUUUGACUAACACAGCACAGAGUCACUUUAAACACUUUAAUAGCAGCACAAGGACAGUUCACACUGGGUCAUUUUUAUCUGUAAUUCUAUCAAUGUCUCUGUUGAAGCUGUAGUGGGAAUUGAACAAAUGACUGAGGACGUCCUGAAACUCAAUGAAGUUCUUCAAACUGCACUUACCCAUACUGCUCAGGUCUAAAAAAAAAAGACAAAUAAAGAAUAUAAAGCAAAGAAAGUGAAAUUCUCUGUGGGUGACAAGGUGCGGAGAUGUAAUGUUCGGAGCCAGCAGAGAAAAGGUGAAAAAUUAGAUCCAAAUUUUUUAGGUCCAUACACAAUUAAAGACAUUAAAGCAAGAAUGCUGAUCUGAUAGAUGAGAGAGGGGUUAUUUUGCCAAAAAUCAAUAUUGACCACUUAAGAUUAUAUAUUGAGGAGAUGCCACGCAUUCCACACAAGAUUGUAUCCAGAUCAACAGACGCAAAUCCAUCACAAAAAACCUGUCCAACUGCUGAAUCAUCUGCAAUCUCAAAAGUGACAGAGUCAUAUGUCACCACCGCUGUAUCUGCUCCACCAUCACCAGCCAUCUCCAGAAAAGCUACAUCACCUGUCUCCCCAAGGGUUUUACCAUCACCUGCUAUCUCCAAAAGAACUGCAUCACCAGUCUCACCAAGGGUUUCACUAUCACCUGCUAUCUCCAAAAGAGCUGCAUCACCUGUCUCAACAAGGGUUUCACCAUCACCUGUCAUCUCCAAAAGAGCUGCAUCACCUGUCUCUGUAUCUGUGUCAUCAUCACCUACCACUAGAGCAAAAGCUGUACAGCACCGCCUCAUCAGCAGUAAGUCAGCAGAAGAAUAAUGCAUGUCAAUCUCUUCAUUAUCUAAAAUCUAAAUUCAUUACUGUUUAAAAUCUUAAAAGGUUAUGCUGCCAUCUCAAAGGUGGGCUUUGUUCCUAGAUC